Molecule: messenger RNA, 3470 nt
Organism: Petromyzon marinus (sea lamprey)
Lineage: Eukaryota; Metazoa; Chordata; Hyperoartia; Petromyzontiformes; Petromyzontidae
Gene: PTGR3
Product: prostaglandin reductase 3
Cellular component (GO): mitochondrion
Molecular function (GO): 15-oxoprostaglandin 13-reductase [NAD(P)+] activity
Source: RefSeq, a predicted model, not a curated record
CGAUCAGCCCGACACUGCCACCUGCAGGGAGGAAUGUCCACGUGCGAGCUGUGCGGAAGGGCGACGGGGACACGCGGACGCCCACGGCUUGGCGAGCUGCACGUCGCAACGCGUCCACAGGUUCAAGCCCCGGAGCACUGAAGGAUUUCCCAACUUGCCAAAAGACAAACACGAGAAGAGCGUGGCGUGGGACUUUGAGCCCUCGGUCCCCAGAGCGGGCCGCGCGCGAUGCUUGGACCUGGCGCCCCCCGGCUGACGACACUGCUGCUGCCCCCGCCGCGGCGCCUCCUGCGCCUUCCAUCUCGCGGCAUCAUCGACAUGUCGUACACGCAGCACUUCGUGGAGGGCGGACGGCCGCUUCCGCGCUCGCACUCCAAGCUCGUGGUGACGGCGCUCAGCACCGACUUCCGCGAAGCCGUCCGGCUGCAGGAGGCGCCCGUGCCGAGCCCGGACAGCGACCAGGUGCUGGUGCGCAACAGGUUUGUGGGCAUCAACGCGUCGGACAUCAACUUCUCAGCGGGGCGCUACAACCCGCGCGUGCGCCCGCCGUUCGACGCGGGGCUGGAGGCGGUGGGCACGGUGGUGGCGCGAGGGCUGGCGGCGAGCGCGCGCUUCUCGCUGGGGCAGCCCGUCGCCUACGCCGUCGAGGGGGCCUUCGCCGAGUACAAGGUCGUCCCGACCGCCAGCAUCUUCCCGCUGCCGGAGCUGAAGGCCGAAUACCUGACGCUGCCAGUGAGCGCCCUCACCGCGCUGCUCAGCCUGGAACGUUCCGCGGAGCUGCGCGCCGGCGAGUCCGUGCUGGUGACGGCCGCGGCCGGCGGCACGGGCCAGUUCGCCGUGCAGCUGUCGGCUCGCGCCGGGUGCCGCGUGCUCGGCACGUGCUCGUCGGACGAGAAGGCCGCCUUCCUCGCCACGCUCGGGUGCCACCGGCCCAUCAACGUGCGCAAGGAGAGCCUCGCCAAAGUGCUCAAGGAGGAGUGCCCCAAGGGCGUGAACGUGGUGUACGAAUCGGUGGGCGGCGACACGUUCGAGACGGCCGUCAACAGCCUGGCGGUGGGCGGCCGCCUCAUAAUCAUCGGCUACAUCGAGGGCUACCGGGCAGAAGCGGGCAGCGCCGGCGGUGACAAAAAAACAAAAUCCGCCAGGGUCCUGCCGAGCGUCCAGGCGCACCUGCUGGUGAAGUCGGCGAGCGUGCGCGGGUUCUUCCUGCCGCACUUCGUGGCGGAGCACGGGGCCGGGGUGGAGCGGCUGGCGGGCAUGGUGCGACGCGGCGAGCUGCUGGCGGCGGUCGACGGCGGCGCCGCCACGGACGGCGGGCCGUUCCGCGGGCUGGGUGACGUCCACCGCGCCGUCGAGCACCUGUACUCGCGCCGGAGCCUCGGCAAGGUCGUGGUGGAGCUGCCGGAUUCGCCCGCGGCCAAGCUGUAGUGGCAGUUAGUCGACGGGCAGGGUCGUGUGUGGUGUGGUCGGUAGAGGGCGGGUACUCUCCCUCGCCUCUCCCAAGACUUUGCAAGACGUGAAACAGUACGUCUAAGGACCCUCUAGAGGAAUACUCUAGAGCUUCGUCGAGUGAAGGCCUAUCUGCCAGCAGUGGUGUGUGCAAGUACUUGCAGGGCUACAACGUUACCUUCACCAAGCUGUAGCUUAUGUUGGUUCUGACUGGAACUCGGGAGGGCUUCAGAGUUUUUUGGCAAAGUAAGCUUUGAGGGAUGGUGCGUUAGCGGGCGCCCCUAGCAUCGGCGGACGGCAGUGAGAACACAGUGUGAGGUGGGCAAGUGGUGAAAGAGGAGGCAAUGGUGCAGAGUUAGAGGUUCUAGAUGCUUGAGAAUGUUGUGUGUGGAUGUGAGCAUGACCAGAUGCGUGAGAGUUAUGCGUGUGGUGAGCGCGAGCGUAAGUGGGUAUUGUGGGUGGUUGGUGGUGGAGAGUUAUGGCUGUGAGUGCACGUUAUGUGUGUUUUAACGUGAUCAUCUGGGAGGGCUUGGAGUGCGUGCUGGAGACUUGACGGACAUGAUGCAACAAAAUGGAUAUCUAGGUUUUCGGACAGAAUAUGAAUCCAUUGGUCCGACGUGAUUGCAGUUACAAUUAUUUGCAGAGAUGGCUCAAUGAUUCGUCUACAGGAAUCGAACUCAACUCAAUGUAGUGGAGUGAACACUGACUACUUGCCGACAAAACUAACAAUGCAGCUGCAGAAUAUUUUUUAACUGUGUAUGCCAAGCAUGCCGUUAUAGUAAUUGGCUCAUUACUCAGUAUGUAAUUGCCUGUGUCUUAAUGUCAAACUUGCCUACAGUUUGAUUUAGCCAGGGUCUGCCAGUGAUUGCAAGCCGAACGCAAUUACCAGCGUGUAUACAAUUAACUAGAUAAGGGUGAAUAAGCACUGUGAUAUAAUGUUUGAAGAGUUAUUUGCUAAAGCGUGUUUGACACUUGCUUUUUGAAUGCACACACACACGCAAGUACACGAAACAUUGGGAUGCAAUGUCUAAAAAAGAAGAUGGUCUGUAAUUGGGAACCGCACCGACAGGAGACGGAUGAGCUCGCAGGAGACGAACACAUUCUUAGUUCACCCACGAGAGGGCCAACGCCCCUGUCGGCAUCGCCUAGGAAAGAAUUCAAGUAAGACUUCAUGGUAUGUAAAUGUCAAAAAUAAAAGUCUUAGUAAUUAGAUAGGUACUAAUUAGAUAGGUACUUUGGCCAUCAGUCCACUUUUUGGAGGAAUGUUAUCAUGGAAAAUAAGGAUUAUUUUGCAACUUGCUGUUGAUGCUGAUAGACGCACCAUCGUCGUCAUUUCCAACAUCGUCAUUGUUGUUUUUAAGUGGCGCUAAGCUGCCUUUGCCCUACUAUCCGUAGCUCGCUGGGAGGGCAGAACAAGUUACUCCUGCACACAACAAACGCCAACCCAGAUGUGCGCAGCAGGACUAGUAGCUGCAUUCAAUCGAAACCAACUUUUCAGGGACAUUUAAAGGCCCCCACCGCUUUCGCCCGGCUUUCAAAUAAUACUUGAGCCUGGCUCCGUGCCUCAAGUCAAGGUCAUUUAUGUCUGAAAUAUUGGGCGCGUUAUCAUUUGUAUAAUUAUAAAUGUGUUUUUAUUUGUGUGUGAGACGAAGUCUGGUUGGUUGGCUCGUUCCGUCCACGGGAUUUUGCGUGCCGACAUCAGCAAGUACAUGCCUCGGUGGCAGUGGGGAAUUCAGCCAACGCCAAAAUUCCACAAAAGUGACAAAUAUUAUGUGAAUGGGGCCACAGAAGCCUCUUUCAAGGUUAGAGCUCGUUUAGAGUAAAACUGGAGAUCCCAAAUUGUAUACAGAAUUUGGAAAUUUAAAAAAUCGCUGUUUGAAAAAGUAGUUUUCAAAAUUAACAAACUUACCGAAUAAAACGUUAAAAAUAAAACUUGACAAAGAAACGUGAUCUCCGCAUUGUUUGAUUUACCUUUUUUAAACGUCCACAUUUGUGCUCGCCAAUAAAUGAACGAGAACCUA